Messenger RNA from Brassica oleracea var. oleracea, 2370 nucleotides. RefSeq names its product protein LHY-like. Gene Ontology annotation, molecular function: DNA binding. NCBI's taxonomy places the organism in Eukaryota, Viridiplantae, Streptophyta, Magnoliopsida, Brassicales, Brassicaceae. The coding region runs from base 375 to 2072 and encodes 565 amino acids. The transcript has 8 exons. The record is from RefSeq and is a predicted model, not a curated record.
UUUAUAAAAAGAAACACAUUAAAAAAAAUGAAGGAAAUUAGAGAAAAAUGGUUAUGGCUGAGAUUUGCUUCUGAGUUCUACCUUCCUUCUUCUUCAGCCUUAAACAGUCUUCCUUCUUCUCAAUCUAUUCUCCAGCUCUAGCUCUGUUGGAAAAAAAGAGUGUUUAUUGUUUUCCGGGAACGAUGACUUCUCCGGCGAGUUGCCGUGAGAUGAUCUAGUUUCUAUUUUGGAUUUGCAUACUUUGUUCCUUCAUAGUGGCUAAGGCUAAGCUAGAAUCUUUAAGAGGUCUUUUCAAUUAGAAGUCACAACGGCUUUGCAAUUUGUGGGGCGGGAGGAACUUUGAUGUUUGGAUUUGAAGCAGCUAGGAUCCGGUUAUGGAUACAAAUACAUCUGAUGGACCUGGUGAAGAAUUAUUAACUAAGGCAAGAAAGCCAUAUACAAUAACAAAGCAGCGAGAACGAUGGACUGAGGACGAGCAUGAUAGGUUUCUUGAAGCCUUGAGGCUUUAUGGACGAGCUUGGCAACGUAUCCAAGAACAUAUUGGGACAAAGACUGCUGUUCAGAUCAGAAGCAAUGCACAAAAGUUCUUCACAAAGUUGGAGAAAGAGGCUGAAGCCAAAGGCAUUAAAGCUCUGGACAUAGAGAUUCCACCUCCUCGUCCUGAAAGAAAACCCAAUGUUCCUUAUCCUCGGAAACCUGGCCCAUCUUCCUCUCAAGCGAAACUUGUAUCUUCUUCACAAUGUAACCAGCCUCAGGUCUUCUUGGAUUUGGAAAAAGUGCCCAUUUCUGAGAAAACAUCAACUGGGAAAGAAAAUCAAGAAGAGAACUGCUCAGGGGUGAACAAGUAUCCCUUACCAAAUAAUGUAGUAACUCCAGGGAAACUAAAGACAUUCAUGGAAUCUUCUGAUCCGUCGUUAAGAAAGGCAAGUGCCGAUAAUGAAACAAGCAAGGCUUCAAAUGUGGACAACAACAUGGUUCAUGAGGAGAACAAAGACAUAGAUGAUGAUGGUCUGCACAGCGCAAGGCAUCAUCCAGCUACUACAACUUCCCAUCAAGCGUUUCCAGCAUUCCCUUUCCGCUCGUUUCUCCACAUGUCUUCUACUUUCUCCAAUCUUAUCAUGUCUACACUCCUACAGAAUCCUGCUGUUAAUGCUGCAGCCACAUUCGCUGCUUCGGCCUGGCCCUUUACUACUAAUGCCGGAGCCUCAUCAACGCAAAUGAGCUCUUCUCCUCCAACUAUAGCUGCCAUCGUUGCUGCUACAGUAGCUGCCGCAACUGCUUGGUGGGCUUCUCAUGGACUUCUUCCUACUCCAGUCCCAUUACCAGCCGUCUCAGUUCCAACUCCAGCUGCUAUGGAUAACGUCCGAAAUGAUCAACUUGAGAAACAAAGAACGGCCUUUCAAGAACAAAACAUGGCUUCAAAAUCUCCAGAUUCAUCAUCCGACGGUUCAGAGGAGACUGGAAUUACCAAGCUAAAGGCUGACGGUGACAAGGAGGAAGUUGUUGCUGCUUUGCUAGAUUCAAACGUUUCCCACAAGAAAAAUCCAGUGGACCGCUCAUCGUGUGGGUCAAACACACCUUCAGGCAGUGACGUGGAAACAGAUGCAUUGGAGAAAGAAAAAGAGGCAGAUGCAAACCAGCCAAGUGUUAUUGAGUUAAGCAACCGUCGGAGUAAAAUCAGAGACAACAACAACCAAACUACUGAUUCAUGGAAGGAAGUCUCUCAAGGGGGUCGUAUAGCAUUUCAGGCUCUCUUUGCAAGAGAGAGGUUGCCACAAAGCUUUUCACCUCCUCAAGCAGCAGAGGAUUUGAAUGGAAAACAAAUUAGCGACACGUCAAUGCCAUUGGCUCAUAAUAACUUGAACAAGAUUCAAGAUUCUUGUAAAGCAGACCAAAAAAGCGCAGUGAAUGAAGAACCGGAGAAGAGCCUUAAAAUGAGAGAGACAGGGUUUAAGCCAUACAAGAGAUGUUCCAUGGAAGCGAAAGAGAGCCAAGUUGGAAACGCAAACAAUCACAAUGAUGAAAAGGUCUGCUGCAAGAGGCUUCGUCUGGAAGCAGAAGCUUCAACAUAACCAACACAGACUUUGAGGUAAUUAUAUUUGCUUCUUCAUUCAAUCUUUUAUGGAAAGAGACUUUUUUUUUUCUUCUUCUUCUUUUUAAGAUCCAUCUGAUCUGAACAUUUCUUCUGUCAUGUCAAUUUCUGUACCAUAUUACUACUCCAUCUCCGUGUCUGAUGUCUCUGUUUGUGUCCGCCACUUCUGGUCUCUGGUGUGUUAUUGUUAAAUUUACCAUUAAGCAAUGGAUUUAUGUCUAUUUUGGAUAUUUUUGAAAUCAUAAACACAGUUUUAGAUUUGAUAAAGACUUCGUGUU